Molecule: messenger RNA, 405 nt
Organism: Penaeus indicus
Lineage: Eukaryota; Metazoa; Arthropoda; Malacostraca; Decapoda; Penaeidae
Exons: 2
Coding region: 1-405 (134 amino acids)
Source: RefSeq, a predicted model, not a curated record
AUGGACUUCUCGACAGCCCUGCUCAAGCUCACACAGGUUAAGACAAACAGCAUCACGCCCACGAUUCCACGCCCAUCGUCCUACCACCACGAUACCACGCCCACGACCCUACGCCCACGACUUCACGCCCAUGACUCCACGCCCAUGAUUCCACCACCACGAUCCCACGCCCACAGAUACGCCCACGGCCCGACGCCCACAGAUAUGCCAAUGAUCCAGGCCCACGAUCCUACGCUCACAGAUACGCCCACGCCCUCCCGCCCACGACCUCACGCCCACGAUCCCUCCACCACGACCCCACGCCCACGACCCAACGCCCACAGCUGCGUCCCACGACCCCACGCCCAUCCCACGCCCAUGCACUUUCUCCCGUACUUUAGAUCACGUCCAUCCAAAGCCCAUUAA